CUUAAUUACUCCAAAAUGGAAACCACUAAUUUUAUUGUCAAUCUUACAAUAUUAUUCUUGUUCUUUCAAACAUAUGGCGCAAGUAGCAACAACACAGCUUCCUCAAACGUUACAUGUAUCCAAAGAGAGCGGCAAACAUUGCUUUUAUUCAGACAAGGCUUCACAAACCAAUCAAAUUGGCUUUCAAGAUGGAUCGGAUUAGAAUGUUGUGUGUGGCAGGGAGUUGUUUGUGACAAUAGAACUGGUCAUAUUGUCGAACUUGAUCUCUCUUCGAAUGGUAUCAACUCCACCAUUCCUGCCUGUUUAUCAAACCUUACUGGUCUCGUACAUCUAAACCUUGAAAAUAACAGCUUCCAUGGUAGAAUACCAGAUUCUAUAGGAAAAUUGAGCUCUCUUUCUAACAUGGACCUUUCAUGGAAUCAAUUGUUGGGUCGAAUACCUGCCUCAAUUGGUGGCAUUUCAUCGUUAACAGAGCUCGAUCUUUCUAGUAACCAAUUGUCCUCCACCAUUCCUGUUUGGUUAUCAAACCUUACUGGUCUCGUACAUCUAAACCUUGGAAAUAACAGCUUCCAUGGGGGAAUACCAGAUUCUAUUGGAAACUUGAGCUCUCUUUCUUACAUGGACCUUUCAAUUAAUCAAUUGUCUGGUCCAAUACCUCCCUCAGUUGGUGGCCUUUCAGCUCUAACAUGGCUCGAUCUUUCCGAUAAUCAAUUGAGUGGGAACAUUCCCACUAGUCUUGGUCAGCUUUCAAACCUCGGAUUGCUUUUUCUUUAUGAUAACCAAUUGAGAGAGGUUGUUUCUAAGAUCACUUCACCAAACUCUACAAUCUAACCUGGUUGGGGUUGUCUCGUAAUUCAUUGAUAACGUUCAAUGCGAGCCGUCAUUGGAUUCCUCCCUUCCAAUUGAGGAUUUUUGAGGCAAGCUCCUGCUGCAACAUGGGACCCCAAUUCCCAAAUUGGCUUCAGACACAAACACAUCUACUAAUAUUAGAUCUUUCAAAUUCGGGAAUAAGAGAUACAACAAUACCACAGUGGUUUCACAACAUCUCCUCUCAUCUUGUGGCAUUGGAUCUGGCCGACAACAAGAUCGCAGGAAAUCUGCCACGGAUAAAUACCAACAACACAGGUAGGUAUACAAUUACUGGAUAAUUAACUUUUUAUUUUUAUUUUUGAUACUUGAUUUGUGAUCAGAUCUAUUUCCCAAAAUCUGCCAUGAAUAAUCUUUUCAUUCAUUUAUAUAUCUGAGUUUAUAAACUGGAUAAUAACUUUGUUUGUUUGAACAAAGUUAAUAAUUAAUUAAUAC
Molecule: messenger RNA, 1302 nt
Organism: Erigeron canadensis
Lineage: Eukaryota; Viridiplantae; Streptophyta; Magnoliopsida; Asterales; Asteraceae
Product: LRR receptor-like serine/threonine-protein kinase ER1
Exons: 1
Coding region: 16-831 (271 amino acids)
Molecular function (GO): protein binding
Source: RefSeq, a predicted model, not a curated record